CGCCGCCGAUGGUUGAGAUGGGCAGGAAUCCGACAGCGUGGAAUCGGCCGCCGAUGAUUAGAAGAUUCAAUAUUGUGUGGAGCAUAAUUAUGCACACGAUUUCUACACAAUGAUGAUGCUCGAGGAAGGAAAUAGCUGCCUAAUUGCGAGCGAGCGAGAUAGAGCUAUUUCCUAACUGAGUGCAACCAUCCUCUUCUCAGCAUCAACGAUUGAAUAUUCAGCAAGUAAGUAUAUUUCAUUUUUCAUUUUUUGUUUAGGGAUUAUUAUAUUAAAACAACUCGCAAUUUAUGAUUUUAGUAAUACUAUAGUGGUGCUACUUGAAUAGGAGCAGCUUGUAUUUUCCUCUAUUUUGUGUGUAUUUCCAUAAUUUCAUUAUCAAUACUACUCCCCAUUUUGUGUUCUGUAGCUGAGUUAUGUGGAUGCUUCCGCUAGAAAAAAAAUUGAGAAUUAGAGAUUCUCUUUGUAAAGGAAAUUUAAAGACUUGGUUGUAGAAGAUUUCCAGAUUUAAUUUUCAUUUCCAAUUGGAGUAUUUCAUGUAUGGAGUUUCUGACUUUCUUCCAUUUGUUUGAAGUAUUUUGAGAAGAAAUAUACAGCCGUUGUGAAAAACAUAAUUCUCCAACUCUAACCAUGUUCAUCUAGAAAAAUAAGGGCUGUAACCGCGUAUGCAAAAUGGAAAAGAAGAACAUGUCUACUAGUUGACAAAUGUGAACUAGUUGUACAUUUACAUUGUUCUUAAUCGCAGUUAGGUGGCAAAAUUGGAGCAUCUUUUAUGAUUAAAAACUGCCUACAUAGUUGACAAUUAAGCCAAUAAUGACAUGCUAAUUAAUUUUGUUAUGGUUAAUCAUGUGGCACUGCAGUGUUAGCUGGAAAUCAUGCCACCUUCAGUAGUUUCAACUCACCAAUGCUAAAUAGGAGCAUUGAUUAAUUCAAGUGUAUGAUAAAAUGUCGAUCAUGCAAGCUAUUUUUAUACUGCCUUUAUUGUCUCCUUCCUCACUUGCUUCUUUCAUUCCUUCUUUCUUCACAUCUGAGCGUUGAGAAAACAAUCAAAGCUUGGAAUUGCUGCAAUGGCAGAGGCAGUAGUGUCGACUGCUUUAGAAACCAUCCGUGAUUUGCUAUUGGAAGAAGGAAGGUUUUUAGCUGGUGUGGCCGAUCAAGUGAAGGAGCUCGAGCGGCAGCUUAGAGAGAUGAAGUGUUUCCUCCAAGACGCUGACAAACGACGACACCAAAGCAGAACCAUCUUCAAUUGGAUCUCGGAGAUCAGAAAUCUCGUUUACAGAUCUGAAUCCGCCAUUGAAAGGCACACAACUUAUAGAGUUUCUUCCAAGAGAAGAGGCCUCAGACAGUUCGUCUGCAAAUAUUCCUGCAUCUUGAAAGAUUGCUACUCACUCCACCAAUUAGGCUACGAGAUUUCACAAAUUACAUCAAAUCUCGAGAGGAUAAGCAAGGAUAUGCAAGAAAGUGGCAUAAAAAGAAGCAUAAUCAUCAAUCCAAAUGGGGAGGGGGAAAGCUUGGCUGGAAACAACACGUCAAUGAAGACUUUCCCUUAUUUUGAGAUGGGAGAUUGCUUCAUAGGCAUGGAGAAUGAGGUGGAGCAGCUUCUUCAUCACCUCGGGAAAGACACAGAGGAUCGAAUUAUUUCAGUGUGGGGAAUGGGAGGAUCAGGCAAGACCGCCAUUGCCAAGAAGCUCUACAAUGAGAUGACUGACUUUGAUCUCUCAGCGUGGAUUUGCAUUACUCAGCAAUGUAAGAGUCGAUCAGUUUGGGAGGAUGUUCUGAGGCAACUAGAGAAGAAGAGGAGUGUUUCAAGUCUGAGUCAUGAGCCACGAAUGAGGGAGGAGGUUCCAAAUCUGAGCGACUCAGAGUUGAUUGAGAGACUAUGUGAGAUACAAAGAGAGAAGCGGUGUCUCAUUGUUUUGGAUGAUCUUUGGGAGCUUUCUCAUUGGGAUGAGAUGAAGCAUCCAUUCAUUCUCCAAAAUUUGCAGAGCAAAAUCUUGGUGACUACACGGAAACAAAAGGUUGCGGAGAUUGGAUUGGCAGUGGAACAUGGGCUUUUACAUAUGGACGAUGCGUUAGAACUACUCAAAAACAAAGCAUUUCAGCAUGGAAACAUUCCAGGCUUUGCAUUUGAUGAAAGAUUUGAGAAAAUUGGGAAAGAAAUGGUGCGGAAAUGUGGGUAUUUGCCAUUGGCAAUUUCUUUACUCGGUGGGGUUUUGAGAAAGAAAAGUUCGAUUGUUGAGUGGGAAUUAGUAAACAAGGAUAUUAAAGAAGCCAUAUAUAGAGAUGAAAAGCAGAUUGAUGGAGUGCUAAAUUUAAGCUAUGAAAGUCUACCCUAUUAUUUGAAGCCUUGCUUUCUAUAUAUGGGUAUAUUCAAUGAAGAUGAAACUAUAGUUUCUUGGUAUCUAUAUAAGAUGUGGAUAGCACAAGGCAUGGUUUCAUAUGAGAAUAUUGGAGACAAGGAGGACACUUUAAUGGACAUCGCUGAGAUGUAUUUGAGUGAGUUAGCCUCCAGGUCCAUGGUUCAAGUUGAGAUUUUUUAUGAUUAUGAUGUAGCAAGUAGAAAUAUAAAAUUUGGAUCAUUCAAACUUCAUGAUGUAGUACGAGAACUAUGUUUGAAAUUGGGGAAAAGGGAGCAUUUUGGUGUACAGUGUUUGUUGUAUCAAGGUGGGAAACUUAGUACCUUACUGCGGGAUGCUUCCUCACAUGUGAAGAUGCAACAUUUGGCCAUCCAUUUCAGAAGUGAAGUCGAGCACGAGCUUAUAGUCGCUUGUGGAGAAGAUACUAGCGAGCACUUAAGGUCUAUUCGAUUAUCCAAUCUCAUAGGAUCAGAUGUUGUUGAAUUCCCCCCACAAAGUAUUGUUGAUUUUCAGAAAUUCAAAUUGCUAAGAGAUCUAGACAUCGUGAGAUUCAAAUUUGCAGGAGGAAAGUUGCCGAGAGGAAUCACUAAACUUGUUCACCUUAGGCGUUUGCGUCUAGAAGCAUGUGAACUUGAUAAGCUACCGUCAUCCAUGAGCAAUUUGGUAUAUAUGGAUACCCUUGAUUUAACAGGUUCAACGAAUGUUGAAGUUCCAAAUGUUUUUAAGGAGAUGCUGCGAUUAAAAUACUUGGGUUUUCCUAACUAUGGAAAUGAAAAUAUUGGAAAUUAUCGAGUAAGCUUGGAUGAGGGAGUAUAUGAGUUGGAGAGUCUACUAUUCUUUGACAGUAGAUGCCAUGAACUUAAAUGUGUGGACAGAAUGAAGAAUCUCAGACACUUUAUGGCAAGAAUACACGAUAAUGAAAGCUUGUCAGCUAUCAUGAAUGGCAUCAUGAACUGGAACAAGAUAUGGGAUUGUGGUGUUUUUAGUGAAGAAAGUUGCGACUUAACAAGUGGGCGAUUGCUGGAGAAGGCUUUGACAUGUCCCAAUCUUUAUGAAUUGAUUACUUUGAUUAAGUUAGGGAAGGCGCUGGCAGAGUGCGGGAGUGAUUUGUUGAGUUCGAAACUUAGAUGUUUGGAUCUGAUUAAUUCUGAGAUUGAGGAUGAUCCAAUGGGGAUACUGGGAAAGCUUCCUUGCUUGAUAAGAUUGUGAUUAUAUAAUAAAUCAUUUAUUGGGGAGGAGAUGAGGUGUCCUGCAAAUAGUUUUCUUCGCCUCAAGAGGCUAACAUUAAGAGCUAUACCAAAGUUGAGGGAGUGGAGAGUGGAGGCAGGAGCCAUGCCCCUUCUCUCUAAAUUAACAAUUGGAGAGUGUUCUUGUCUUGAGAUGGUGCCAGACGGAUUAAGUGGCAUUUCUACCCUUCAGACUCUCAUAAUUAAACAAAUGCCGAAAUUGAGAGAAAGGGUAUCACCAUCAGGACAGGACUUCCACAACAUCCGCCAUGUCCCAUCAAUUAUCAUCAAGGAAUAGUCUUCACCCAGAGGUUGAAUAACUGAUCAUCAACGCCACUUUUGGUACUCAAAGAAAACAUUUUACCUUUCUCUAAAGGGGACAUUCCUUGUCUCGUCGUUGUAUUUCUCGAUUGUUUGUGUAUCAGUAAUUGUUUGAAAUAUUGGUAAGUCAAAGUUGUGUAGUAUGGGUAUUACAUUUGAAAUGAUGUUAUGUUUGAAUUGAAAUUGAUGGUUUGUAACAACUAUUAACUCAAAUGUUGAAAGUGAAGAUUGUGUAUAUGUGUUUGCGUUGAA
This is a messenger RNA of Salvia hispanica, 4153 nucleotides long. NCBI's taxonomy places the organism in Eukaryota, Viridiplantae, Streptophyta, Magnoliopsida, Lamiales, Lamiaceae. The record is from RefSeq and is a predicted model, not a curated record.